Molecule: messenger RNA, 168 nt
Organism: Perkinsus marinus ATCC 50983
Lineage: Eukaryota; Perkinsozoa; Perkinsida; Perkinsidae
Exons: 2
Coding region: 1-168 (55 amino acids)
Source: RefSeq, a predicted model, not a curated record
AUGCGGGUAAACGAUCCUAGAGGGCUCAUUGGGGUCAAUAGUGCCUCUCAGGAUCGCGCCAAGUUCUGCACUGCCGUUGGGGAUGCUCAGCUGGUCGAGGAGGGUCCACCAGCGGUCCAGGUGGCGACGUGGGUCCUGCGGGCUCAAUCGAGGAGUCCUCACUGGUAG